UGAAGAAUAUGGCCUCCUUAUCAGGAUGGUUAUUUUACGUGUGAUAUUUAGUCUACAGUGUAUUCUGAGAGUUGUUUAUAAUGAUACGGAGUGUGUGUAUAGUAGUACGUACUGUUCAGUGUUCUUAGUUUAGUGCGUUUGAAAGUUAAUUAAUAUUUCGCUAUGAACUGUCACCAAAUUCUAAGUGGAGCUUGCAACGCUGGCGAUCGCUGCUUUGCUGUUGGAAGUGUAGAAGGAAUUCCUUUCACGGUUUACGCAGCAGGAUGCAACAUCGUGAUACUAGCGAGCACGUUCGAGCGGGUUCAGAUCAUCCCUGGCGCGAUCCACAACUACGUGCGUAUCAGCUGUGUGGACUGCUCUACAGACACUGGCAAGAUAGCGGCCGCUUACGAGAACCAAGUGUGCAUCUUCGAGCCUACACCUCUCAUACACAACAACAGCCCUCAUCAAUUGGACUAUCGAUGGGUACAGACUGGUGCAUGGCAAACAGACUGUUCCAUCACAGCAUUGUCAUGGAACCUAGAGGGUACUAGACUGUUGACUGGUGGAGAUGUACUACAACUCUGGCACCAGCAAACUCCACUUAUAUCAGAUGAAGACUGUGAAGGCUCUGGGAGAGGCAAUAUCGGGACUAAGUCCUUCAGAGGUGGUGGUGUGACGUUUGAGAUAGGGGAGGAUGCUAUGGGCCCCACUACCCCCACUGGUGGGGAAGAGGAAGAGCGGGGCUGGGAGUGUGUGUGGCGUUGUGUCCCCGCCACACCUGUACUGCACAUGGCCUUCAGUCCAGACGGAACAUUGUUUGCCACUGCGGGCCGCAACGACCGGCUGGUCAAGAUAUGGUUCGAGAACAAACACUUGCUGUUUCCAGCCAAGAGUAUGGAGUCACAGCACAGCAUGUCGUUUAUGAAUACAGCCAGCACAGAACUCAACUACAACUUUGUCUACAUUUCACAUCCCCGAGCUGUCACCCAGCUCUCCUGGCGUAAGACCAGCAAGUAUAUGCCCAAAGGGUCAGUGUCCAACAUGCUGGUGACAUCAUGUAAGGACAACAUAUGUAGAGUGUGGGUAGAGACUGUACUGCCAGACGACGGACUGGUCAAUAUGCAUCAGUUUGAUCCAUUGGCUGCUCAGAACCCCAAGUUCCGCACUCAUCGGCACAAACAUCGCUUCAUGCAACGCCUCAAACACAUGAAAACAUGUUUCCACAUCCGGAGACAUGCCAAGCACCAGCAGAGUUUGAACGGAGUGUCCAACCAGACGAUACCCACGCUGCCCUCCACCUACAGUGUCCACGACUUCCACAGCUACGGCUUCCAUGGUACAGGCGUUACGCCGGGACUGCACUUCCAUUUGGCGGCCAGCAUCAACGCAGAGACUGACAUACCACUGGUGCCGAGCCUAGUGACGGGAGACCCAGAGAGAGAACCCAACUUUGUACUUCAUUGGCUGAACAAUAAGGAAACAGCAUUCUCUCUACAGGCUGAGAGUUUGUUACAGGAACUCACCAGGAAAGUGGUGGAGAAAGAGGAAGGACUCCAUUUUGAGACCAGCAACCACGACUCUUCUGAACAUCAUGAGACUGAGGCAGGGGAGAGAACACCCAGCAGGAGAACGACUGGAGGUAAAGUGUCCAAGUCAGUCUCCCAAGAUGAGAGUAGUGAGGAGCAUCAACAUGGCCAGAGCAGCUUCCCCAACAGUAGUCAUCACACGCUCAGCAACGCAACAUCCAUCAACUCUCUUGCAACUGACACGGCCGGACCACCUACAGGAGGUCACAUGACUGAUUCACUGGAUGUUAAGAUAGAGGCUUUAUUGCGAGACUGGCAUCACAACCCAGACCUCCUGUUCGCCAUACACCCCAUCGAUGGCAGCUUCCUCAUCUGGGUGGUGGAGUGGCUGGACGAGUACCACCCCGGAUCGUUCCGUCAGGCUCAAGUGUCAUUCUCCACCCGCAUACCCACCGCCUUCCCUCUGGGAGAUGCCAUGACCAUGUCCAACAAUGUGUGUCUGUACCACACGUCGUGUUGUCUGCUGCAGUUGGUGUUCAGGGACGUGGUCAAGACUGCGGCGGCCACCAAGUCUCCACCCAACGGCCCUUUAUCUACGGGUGGCAACGAGGAGGCAGGCACGACACCACUACCCAGCGUGGUAGAGGAGGAUGGAGACGCGGAAGGAGAGGAAGGGGCGACCCCUGGUGGGGGGGAGGGUAGCAGAGAUGGACCGCCCAGCUGUGGAGGCAGCACAGAGGCAGCACACACACUGCACGACCUGCUGUCAGCCCCGCCUAGCCCCACACUGUCCAUGGUGACUAAACACAGCAAUGGCACUCUCAACUUGUGGCAGCUCACGUUUGCUGAUAAGACUAAGUUCACACAGGUGCUGAGUAUAGGACAUGCGUCACGGGCCUCGGGUCACAGGUUUAGAGUGAAUGACAUCACCUGUCAUCCUGUGUUGCCUCUGUUACUGACAACUUCUCAUCACAACCUACCUGAGGAUGCACCUAUCCAGAGCCCUUCUAGUCUUGAUCCCACCGCACCAACGGGUUUCUGUAGUGAGUUGAUCCUGUGGCGGGUUGACGCUGUUGGACCUCUCUCAAAGUCUGGAGGAGUCUCUGAGCUGGCUCGUAUCAAUUCUCCUGAAAUGUCCGCCUUUUCCAAUGUUGCCUGGAUACCUACCUUGCUUCCAAGUACCACGUUAGGGAACCUGUCCAAUUCACCGAGUGCCUGCUUUGUGGCUUCUGACGGAGAGAGUUUACGAGUUUACCAAGCUGUAAUAGACGCUCGGACAUUGCUGGCGGAAGUAUCUACUUCAGAACGAAGAAGUCGAAUGAUGGGUUCCACGAUGAGUUUGUCUACUGAUUUAUCGUCGGAAGACGGAGCCAAACAUAUCUCACUGCACGACCGCAUCAAGAUUGUCUCUCAACAGUCCACAGCUAGACCUGGCUGCGUCAUACAGCUCGACGCCAUCGCAGACGCUACUCAUGACUGGCAGAACACACAGUUCCUACACGUGUUCCAAGAACAGCUGAUCACUGGAGAGAGUAUGGGACUGGCGGGGACGCCAGGGGGCAUCUCACUGACAGAGGGCAGCCACGGGGCCAUCGUGGACCUGCAACAGACGAAGGAGUUUGAGGAGCCGUUCUACCUGGUUGUACUGGAACGGACGACACAAGGCACUACAGUACACACCUGGCGAAUAGUCAUCUCCUCUCAGACUGACAACAGCGAUGAAAAUGGAGACCUGAUGUACGUGCCAGACAGUAGACUGGUGCAGGACGACACAUUGGAGGAUGUAGACUCAUCCUCUAGGCUGGACGAGUCAUGUCACGGCCAGGUCCAUACUGGACAUGUGCAGAUAAAUACUACCAAGGUAUGUACACAAGAGCUACCUCUACCAGACGGGGUUGACGUGAUACAUGCGGCACCUGCUGGAGGACAUCUCAGCUCUGCCUCCAUCUAUCCAGCAUGCUUUGCUCCCUACAUCAUAGUGACAGCCUGCUCCGACAGCACCAUCAGAUUUUGGAAAUGCAAAGUCAGCAAAAAGCAAAAUGGGAAAGUAGAGCACACAUACGAGUGGCAAGAAUGGGAAAUGUUGCGGAAAGACAAGGAAUCAAUGAUUGAAAUAUCAGGUCAGCCACUAAACAUUAAUGCCGCCUACAGUGGGAGGAUCGCGUGUGCCUACAAGUAUGGCAAAUCCUUCACUCGACCGUCUCGCAAGGACCCUGACUCUCGAUAUGUCAACCUCUGUGUAGCCAUCUACGAAUGUGAAAGCACCGGUGGGUCAGAAUGGGUCCUAGAGGACACUCUACAUCUCAAGAACAUCCACCUGCCUCGUAUCCAGGUAGACCCCAGUGUGGACCUCAGCUACAUCUACGACCACACUCUGCUGUCCAAGAAACAGCGGCUGCAGAACAACUUCAUAAAGGCCAUGAGCAACGAGGAACUUGACCCUCGCAGGAAUGGAGAUAUGAACGGUCUCGGAGAACCUGCUAGCUUGGUUAAAACUGGUGCGGGUCUGCUAGCUGUCCCUAGCUUCAGCACGCUGCAGUCACUGCGCAAGAGCAUCAUAGAGAAUGGCAACAACUGUCCACUGACACAGAAACACCUGGUACAGCUGGACUGGGUGUCUAAAGAGGACGGCUCACACAUUCUCACAGUGGCUGUAGGAAGCAAGGUGAUGCUGUUCACCCCAGUGUCCAGUGAUUUAGCCCAAGCCAACAUGAAGGCCAUGAAGGAGUCUCAGUCCACAAACCGUCCCAUUCUCAGGAAGGCCUCGUCCCUUGCUGCUCCCAACUUUGUUGAUGAGAUUAGGUGGAUGAAGCUGCGUAAGAUAGACCUGACGACAGCAGAUGGACUGCCAGCACUGCCAAUGCAGCUGUCGUGGGUCCGAGAUGGCAUACUAGUGGUGGGGAUGGACAGUGAGAUGCAUGUGUAUUCUCAGUGGAAACCUGACAACGUUGGUGCCAAACGAUUCUAUGGCUCCAGGUUGCCACAUCAAGAGUCAGAGGAGGCGCAAGACACAAGGAAUCUGAGAGAUGAAGACCUUAGAAAUCUGGCCCAGGAGACUUCGCAACGCAGACUGGCUAAUGUGAGCUCCAUGCCUCAUCUGUCCAGGGUCAGCUCUAUAAACCUCACCAUGAUGGCCUCUGGAGAACCUAAGAAGAAGCGAAACACCAGUUCUGGAGGCCUUGGCCCAGCACCAGCAGAGCAAGCCAACACAAUGGACUCCUACAUGCCAGACUAUGGUCUGUUUGAAGCUUCAAGGAUAGCAUGUCCCGUGCUGCCUCAGUACCAUCCCAAACAGCUAAUGGAACUACUCAAUUCUGGCAAGAUAAGAUGGGUGAAAGCUAUUCUCGCUCAUCUUGUAAGGUGUAUCUCUGGCACUUGCACUGUCAGACAGGGAGCUGUGGUUUGCACCUUCACUGAUGAAGAAAAUCUUACUCGUCAGAGAGGCUGGUCAAGGUCUCGAACUCUGUCUGUCAGUUACGCAGCAGGCACCACUAGUCCGUUGGAGCAGAGAGGGUCGACCACCGCCAUCCCUGAGGAACUGACACUGGACUAUGCAGAGAUAACGUCCAUCCCUCCACUGCCUCUGUGGACUCUACUGGCUGCUGACAAGGAGACUCCUGCCAAGGCUGCGGCUGAUGAUCAACAGGACUACAACCAGCUGUUUGACGGAAAUGUGGCGAUGCCAUCAUUGGACGAUCUACUAGACGAGGAAGAAGACGAGGAUGGUCCAAGGAGAUGUGACAGACGACAGUCUGCCAACCCAGAGAAACAAUGCACCAUCAGUCACUUUGGACCUAGACAGGGUCGUCUGUUGUCCCGUCUAUUGACACACACUCACCUGCCCGGCCUCUCUAGUCUGGAUCAGAUGCAUCUGUUAGCUCUGGCUGAUACAGUGUCUACCUGCAACACCGACUUCUCUGAGAGGUUCGCCAUAGACGCUGCCAAGUCUGCCAUUGCCAAAGAAAAUCUGUCGGGACUACCAGAGGGAGAAGCCUCAUCAGACUCGCUAGAUGAUUGCGGAUUGAGGUUUUUGCUAGCCAUGAAACACUACAACUACCUGCUGAGAUGUCUUCCACUAGCACAGAGGGCCAAGUUCCAAAAACAAGGUGUGGCUACCAACAACCUGGUGUGGGCGUUCCACUCUGAGAGUGAAGAGGACUUGUUGAACCUGAUCCCCUCGUACAGCAAGGGGUCGCCUCGGUGGAGCACUCUCAAGGAGCUGGGUGUGGGUUGGUGGCUGAGGAAUCACACGCUGCUCAAGACCUGCAUGGAGAAGGUGGCGAAAGCGUCGUACCAGAUCAACCAGGAUCCCUUGGACGCAGCCAUCUUCUAUCUGGCCAUGAAGAAGAAGUCACUGGUGUGGGCUCUGUUUCGUUCUCGGCGAGACGACCGCAUGACCAGCUUCUUCUCCAACAACUUCGAGGAGGAUAGAUGGCGUAAAGCGGCGCUGAAAAAUGCUUUUGCUCUUCUGGGAAAGCAGAGGUUCGAACACGCUGCUGCCUUCUUCUUGCUGGCUGGAGCCUUGCGGGACGCUAUCGAGGUGUGCCUUAACAAGUUGGAAGACCUGCAACUCGCCAUGGUCAUAACUAGACUAUAUGAAGGUGAUAUGGACUCGACUCCGCCUAGUCUAAAACGAUUACUACAUGAGGAGGUUCUCGGUUGCGACUCGAAGGGUGAGAAUCAGAAUCUGUCCCAGGCCCAUCCUGAUCCUUUCCUGAGGUCCAUGGCUCUGUGGAUCCUGAAGGAGCAUCAGGGCAGUCUCAACACACUGCUACAGACCAAUGUGGGCAGCAUGCAUCCCCUCUACCACGACGACAAGCCAGAAGGCACAUCAGCCAACCCUAAUGUGUUCAACUUUUACGUCUAUCUACGCACACACCCUCUACUGAUAAGACAGUACCUGGCAGCUUCUUAUCAGGAUAAGAAGAAGCACACUGUUGUGUUAUCAGGGUUCAGCUAUGGGCUGGAAACUGCCUCUGGCAAGCAGCAGAAGACUGACCGUCAAUUGACACUGGAAGACUCCAUCACACCACUUGAGCGCCAGUUGUACUUCACCACGGCGCACGCUCACUUCAAGGCCGGCUGUCCUGCGCUCGCACUCGAGGUCUUGUCCAAACUGCCCAACAAAGUACUCGAGCCCUCCUCAGCAGAGAGUCCGAGUUUGAUGAGCAGCCCCACUAAAGCAAGGCAUCAAGAUUUCCAAAUAGAGACUGGCAUCCUGCAUACAGAUCAUGCUGAGAAGGACUCUGCCACUGUGGCUCAAAAAGAGUCCUCAAUGGACUGGUCGUCCAGUGCAGAGUUUGACUGGUCUCAGCCUGUGACCAGCAACAAGGAUGAUGACCUGGUGAUCCGUUGGGAUGACCCGGAGUUGGAGCCGGAGCACGGGAGUGACGAGGAGGCCGAGGCUCCUAUGGCGAUGAAGAUUGACCAGAAACUUGAGCCAGAAGUGAACGGAACAGAAGAGGAAGAUGAGCGGGUUGGUGGUACAUUGGACAUCAUGGCACAACAGCUCAAGUUUGUGGCGUGCCUCAAGAUACUGAUGGAGGAGUUGUCUACACUGGCUACUGGCUACGAGGUGGACGGAGGUCAACUGAGGUACCAGUUGUACCUGUGGCUAGAGAGAGAGGUGGAGGCAUUAAGACAGCUUUGCAACUACAGUCCAGGAGAUGUGGAGCUGGCAGAUGCCCCCAAUGAUCCCCCAGACCCAAGUGAUCUAAGAGAUCAUAACAACACUCCAACUUUCAACAAAGAGAAGCCAACACUACAUGAGAUCCUGAUGGCAGAGAAGCUCGAUUUUGAGGCUAAGGUGCAAAGGGCUGCCCGUCGUAAAAAGUGGCUCAAAGCCAAUGAGACGCUGCUGCGCACACUGCUGUCCUACUGCAGUCUGCACGGUGCCAGUGGUGGAGGUCUGGCCAGUGUGAGGAUGGAGUUGGUGUUACUACUACAGGAGUUACAGCAGGAGAAGACACAACAACAGCUGCUGUCUCCUCUGCCGUUCCCUACAACACUACCUCUGCUGUCGGCCAGUGUGGCGUGUAACAAGACUGUGGUGGCCGACCCUGUCCGACACCUCCAGAACCUGGCCCAUGACAUGCUACAAACCAUUGUCGAGCUGAGGUCGCCCCCCACCCUCAGUAGAGUCAACCUCAGUGAGGUGUUUGUAUUGAGAGAUCUGUCUGUGGCUCUGUCCUCAUGUAUCUACCAGUCUCUGUGUGACAGUGACAGUUGCAGCGUCAAACAGACAGUGGACGGGUUCUGCGGGGUCGCUGGAGUAGAGAACUUGUCGUGUGUCAACUCCAGUAGUCACCUGAUUGCCAGCAGUCGCAAGCGUAGAUACAGCACAGACGAACCAGUCACCGUCAGCACCCAACCAUCCAAGUGGCCUGGUGUGACGAACCUAAGGGCGUUGCUAGCACGUGAGAAGGACGAGGACACGCCCCGUCUCAAUGUGUUGCUGUGUGAGGCGUUUGUGGCGUCCUACAUGAGUCUGAUAGUGUACUCGGUCGCCACGUGUGACUGUCACAUAUUGUACCGUCUGAUGGGGCAGCGCUACUCAGAGCACACCUGGGCUGCACUGUUUGGUGGUGGAGUGAAGAAACUGCUCCGGGUCGCUCAGAGCAACUCUAUUCAGAAGAGCAUCAUUGAGCGGACAGAGUCCACCAGCUCCAAGGAAGAAUUGUGGUCGCCAGGACUCAUUAAACAGCGGAUGUUGCUCAACAUGAAGCUGCUAGGACAGUUUGCCUCACAGUCCGGCUCACCAACCAUGAAGGAGGACAAACCUACCUACAGGGAACAGUUUGUACCUCCAGAGAUGUCUAUGGUCUCAUACUUCUUGAGCAAGCCGAUACUGCCAGACGAGGCGGCGGACGUGGACUACGACAGUGCGGACAGUGCAGUGAGUGAUUUGAGUGAGGAGGAGGAGGAGGACAAUGUGUUUGAAGGAGACAGUAUCAGAGACAAGCCACCAGCACCACCCAAGGACAACACUGAACACUCCAACCCUGCGUCGUACUCGUGGUGUGUCAUGAGGCUGGCCGUGGUCAAACUGGUGCAAUGUCAACUGCAGGACUUCCUCAAUGUGGCCGGUAUAGAACUACAAGAGUUGCCGGUGAGUUCUCCUCUGAUCCACGGUGUGUUGCGGGUUGUCAGUCAGUGGGAGGAGGUGCUCAAGUCAGAGCUGGAGUCUAGAGGUCCUCCCCCAGCAGACUACAUACCUGGCUGCUACGUAGAGACUGCAACUACUGGGCCACCCAUCAACAAGUACCGCUCACUACUGGACAAGAACAACACACCCUUCCAAGUUCAUUCGCCAAAAGAAAAAUGCAUUAUUCCCCUUUUUGUUAGCCCCCGGCACUGGUCUGCUGCACCGGCACGUCGACUGUGGAGUUUCCUGGUGCGCCAGGAGCCGGUACAAGAGUUGUUCAUCCGGUGCGUGUUUGGCAAGCGACGCAGUCCACCAAGCAUUUUGGAUGUGACGGAUCGUGUGGGACAGGACGUGCAUCUACCCGAGCCUGUCAGGAUCAUACACAAGGAGCAGGACUCUAUCACUGCCUUCUGUCUCAACAACGUGAAUGGGGGACUGCUAGCUCUUGCCACACCUCGGGAGGUACAGGAGAUGGACAUCUCUCUACUGCUGGAGAUGCCUUCCUGGCUAGAGGACGAGUGUGAGCUGGACCUCAUGAGCCUCAACAAGGAACCUGAGCUGCUACCAUCGAGCGGGUUCCUUGUGAUUCAGACGCCCAAUGAUAAACCGAUGCAGAAUCCUGCAGCCAAUCCUAACCAAGCGAUGAGUCCUCAGGGUGGUCUAGCAGGGCAAACUGGGCGAGGCGCUUCAGUGAUGAAGGGUUUGACCUUCCCAGGGUCGCACGACCCAGCUUUCUGUCAGUUGGUCAUUGACCGCAGUCAUCACUUACUCAAGCCGGUGUUAAAACAUCGAGUGGACAACAUCAGAAGAAUCAGUGCUCAUCCUCUACUUCCUCUGUACCUGACAGGAGCACAGGACGGGUCAGUGCAGAUGUGGGAGUGGGGACACACACAGUCUGUAGCUGUGGCCAGACCUAGCGGCACCUUCGCUAAGGUGACACGUGUUCGCUUCAGUCAGCAUGGUAACAAGUUCGGGGUCGCAGAUGGUGAUGGAAACCUCUCUUUGUUCCAAUCCCAAGUUGGAACUUUGGCUAGUGGCAACCUGCCUUUCUUUACCUACCAGUGCCACAACAAGUUGACAAGUGACUUUGUGUUCCUGGGCUCGUGUAGUCUGGUCGCCACAGCUGGUCACAGUUCUGAGAGCAAGAACGUUGCAAUGUGGGAUACACUGUUGCCUCAGAAAAAAGCUCUCAUUGCAGCAUUCACCUGUCACGAUCAGGGUGCUUCGAGCAUAGUUUUUGCGCCGCAGCACCAGCUCCUGAUCUCCGCAGGCAAGAAGGGAGAUGUCUGCAUACUGGACGUGCGACAACGCAGCAUUCGCCACCGCUUUGUUGCUCACGAAAGUCCUGUCAAGUGUCUGGCCAUUGAUCCUGCUGAGGAGUUCUUUGUCACCGGGGCAGCAGACGGUGACAUCAAGGUGUGGGGUUUGAGUAUUCACCAGUUGCUGUACUCGUUUCCUGGUGAACACGCUCGGUCGUCCUUCUUCAAGCACAUUGGCCAGGGCGUGACGCAGCUACACGUGGACGGCGCAGCCAGACUGUUCAGCUGUGGCGCCGAUGGCUCCAUGAAGGUGCGCCAGCUGCCGGAGCGGGAACUCACAGUGCACUCACUAUACUAGAUUUUGCAGCAAGUAGGCGCAAGUUCAACGAAACGAUGGUGCACCGACUCUCGCCUUCACAUUUAGUUUAAGUAGUCUAAAUAAUUAAUUACCACAAUAUUAAAUAUUGUUGAUAUAAUAUAUGGUGUCAAAUAUGUAAAAUUCAGGGGUCUUUUUCCCACAUAGGAACAUUGUAUUAUUUUGUAUCUAUCUAGUGUUAUAUUUAGUUUUUAGAAACUGUUAAAAAGUCAUGUAGUUGUUAAGUUGAUAGAUGUUUGUUGAUUGUUUAAUAGAUCUUGUAUUAUUUUAUUAUAAGAACGUCAAGCGUGUUAAAAGAUGAGUUAUGAUUAUUUAUUAUAAUAGGUUGGCUGUGAGAGAAUUCCAUUUAUUUUAUCGAUUGAGUUUAAAGGCCUGAACUGUUGAAAUGGUCGCUCAGUUGCCCUGUAUCAUAAUCAAACUUUGCCAGGUCCUUGUGGCUUUUCAGCGAAAUACGGCCAUGUUUUGUUUUCCUUAUUUAUUUGUUAUUACUGUUAAAUAUUCUAUUAAGAAGAAUGUUCAUCUUUGUUGUAAAUCAAUUAAUAUAUUUCAAACGGUUUGUUGUUAUUAAAUGCUUAAUAACACAAAUUGUUCGCUAGUAAAUACGAUAAGCUAACGAUCGUCCGUCAUUCAUUUACCAGUUUAUUUUCCCCAAAGGUGAUGGUGAGAAGCAAUAAUGUUAAGGCAUUUAACAGAUUAUAAAAUAGUGUUUGUAUCACUCCCCUCGAGGGGAAAGCCGAAGUCCUUCUUCUGCACUUUGCAGCUGUAUUUACUUGCAUUUGCAUCCACUUUCUUCACAUCAAUAGUACAGAGAUAUCCGCCUCCGAGUUCGUAAUGGUAAUACACCCAGAGGUAACAUGGUCUAUGGCUAUUGUUGAGUUUCUCUGUACUAUUGUAACCACAGCGCACUGUACAUCGCUUGCUCGUCGCCGUUGCACUCUCGACAGAGAAUCAGACAAUACCGUUGUUAUCUUAGCUUCUAGUUGCAUGGUUGUUGCACUUGUUAUCAUAGUCACUAUUGUAAUCACUCUAAUCACUACAUCCAGACUCACAAAUUGUUACAUUCGAGAUUCUCUUAGAUCCAAGAUUUUGGAAGUCAAUUUCGUGCUGUGCUAAAGGAAAUUUAAGUCAAUGUAGAAAAAUCUGCUUAAAUUCUUCGCUUUACCUAGCCGAUGGUGUUGGGUUAAUUGUUCAUGGUGUGUGUUGAUUGUUGAUACAGUACAGUGAUUAAGUGUUGUUAAAUGAGGUUAAAAAUGUAACACAAAUGAUGAUAAAAUCACUGGUAGUCUAAUAAAAAGACAUAUAUACUUUUUUACUGUUUUUAACAUAUAAGUUGCCAUGUUAUAUAUCUUGUUUGAAAAACUAUCUUUUGUAUUAUGACUGUAUUAGCACUUUAAAAUUUUUUUGAAAAAGAUAUAAACCAAAAUAAUUGUUGAAUGUGAGUUUUGGAUGUUUUGAGUGCCCUUAUUCAUAAAUUGUCCAUAGAACCUAUUAUUAAACAAAUGUAAUACUUCUUAUUCCUUGCUAGAGUGCUAAUUCAUUUUCACGAGUCUCUAAAAAUGUUAAAUCUUAUCAGUGCACAUCCAUUGAAAAGGUUUUUAGUGCUUAGGCACAGUUUUCUGAAAGCCUCAUUAAUGUUUUCUACUUUUGCAUUGAGCACUCUGGAUGGAAUAAAGAACAAAAAUUAACACCUUCCUAAAGGAAUGAUGAUAUCAAUUAUUUUAAUGACUUUAGUGUGGGGAUUAACAUUAGUAUUUUAUUUAUUAUUUUAUUUCAUCGUUGUAGCUAACAUUACAAAUUGAAUUAUUGCAGCUUAAUUUAUUGAUAUAAGGAAUGUUUUGUCUUUGUGACAUGUUAAAGUUUUGUAUUCGUUAUUAUUUUUUUAAAGAUAGUGCAAACAAAUCAUUUUACUUAAUACAAUGAGGCUUUUACAGUACAAUCAUUGUAAUCAUGGUCCUAAACCUUUAUUUAACAAAAAUCAUAAUUAAAAUUAUGAAUCUUUUACUCAAUAUUUUGUCUUGUGUCAUUAAUAUUGCCAUCACCAGUUUGCUAAGUUUUAAAUCAGAUAUGCUCAACAUGUAACUUGGUUUGAGUGAAAUGACCGAAUCGAUAUUGUGUUACUUUAAAGUAGGGAUGGACGAGAUUGGAUUUUUAGUUCGAGACGAGACGAGACGAGAUUUUUUAUUUCUCAUAAAAUUUCGAGACGAGAUCGAGACGAGAUUUCUCUUCUCAUACACAACGGGAAAUGCACGUUCGAAAUUUUUACCUGAUUUUUUACCAUUGUUAGAUGACUGUUUAAAUACUAAAAUAAUGGUAAUAGGCAAGAAUAUUUAAAAUCUUUCAUUAAAUAACAUCAGCAUAACAUUUUUUUAUUAAUCACGCCUAACUUAUUAAAAAUGCCUACGAUUAGGAAACAUGGUGAUAUCAGUUAGGAUAGAGUUCAACUUAUCCUAAAAUAAAAUAAAUCAUAAAAUAAAAGCAAUAUUAAUUUUUAUAAAAUAGUUACUUGUUUUGACUUUUUUUUUAUAGUAAUAAAACAUUCCUCACACUGCUUACACUUCGCAAAACUUCUCAAAUGUUAUUAAAGUAAUAUUAUUAAAAUAAUGAAAGUAAUAUUUACAUUAAAAGAAUUAAAGUAAUAUUUACAUUAAAAGAAUUAAUUAAAUAAGAACGCCUUCGAAAAGGAAACGCAACUACAACACGCUCCUGUAUUGCGGGUAUUGCAUUGACUUUCUGCAGGCGUUUUUAAUUUUUUUUUUUUUUUUUUUUUUUUUUUUUUUUUUUUUUUUCUCGUCUCGAUAAAAAUCUCGGCCAAAAAGUAAUCUCGUCUCGUGUAACGAGAUUGAAAAUUUCCCGAAAAUUUCCCGAAAUUUCGAGACUUGACCAUCCCUACUUUAAAGUAUUUUAAAUGUAUUAUUGAAGCGUUAGUUUAGAACGUCCUCGCCAAGCAUAGUUCAAGUUACCAUCCGAGGACAGAGAGCAUCAUUCCUUGUAGGCUAGGCACAGGAUUGGACUGUUACAAUUAUAUUAAGCGGUUUGUAAUGUCAUGUAGCAAAGUUUAGUCAUAAAAUAUUUAACUGCUUCUUGUUUAUGUACAUAUAAUGUUGAAAUGUGUAAAAUGGUGAUGUCAGUAAAUAACGUACUGGACAGUGUUA
Macrosteles quadrilineatus (aster leafhopper) is the source of this 13439-nucleotide messenger RNA. RefSeq names its product dmX-like protein 2. Gene Ontology annotation, biological process: vacuolar acidification. Gene Ontology annotation, molecular function: protein binding. The transcript is spliced from 64 exons. The record is from RefSeq and is a predicted model, not a curated record. Lineage: Eukaryota; Metazoa; Arthropoda; Insecta; Hemiptera; Cicadellidae. The coding region runs from base 163 to 10269 and encodes 3368 amino acids. Gene Ontology annotation, cellular component: RAVE complex.